This is a messenger RNA of Batrachochytrium dendrobatidis JAM81, 1128 nucleotides long. RefSeq lists its product as uncharacterized. Gene Ontology annotation, molecular function: thiosulfate-cyanide sulfurtransferase activity. Lineage: Eukaryota; Fungi; Chytridiomycota; Chytridiomycetes; Rhizophydiales. The transcript has 6 exons. The record is from RefSeq and is a predicted model, not a curated record. The coding region runs from base 1 to 1128 and encodes 375 amino acids. Gene Ontology annotation, cellular component: mitochondrion.
AUGAUUGUUUCUGCAGGUCUUGGAUAUGGCGGCACGACAUUGGGUAGAGUAUUUAGUUCUGCUAGUCAGAGUAUAUGGUGCAAACCCAAUACACUGAACCAUAUAGGCUUGCCAAUCUGCCUAGUCCGACUUGAAUCGACCAGAACAUUAACUACCAAUCAAGCCACAGCUGUAUCGUCCACUCUAGUUCCUCCAAUAAUAUCAGCAAAAUGGCUUUCUGAUGCACUUUCUAACAACUCCAAAAAUAUAGUGGUACUUGAUGUAUCUUGGCAUUUUGAAGAACCAGAGGAUUUUCGGGCAACAAAUAAAGGACUUUUUGGUUUAUUUCGUAAAGAACCCAAUACUCCUUUGGCACCACCUCGACUGUUGCCAAAACUAGAGUUUGAGAAACAGCAUAUCAAGGGUGCAAGAUUUGCUGGACUUGCUUCAUUCACGGAUCAACUAUCUACAUUACCCAAUACGGUAAUGUAUGAGCAUGAAUUUUCCAAGAAAAUGGGACACCUUGGUAUUACUCCUGAAGAUCACGUUGUGGUGUAUGACAGCACAGGCACAUACUCGUCACCUCGUGCAUGGUGGACUCUCAAGUUUUUUGGACAUGACAAAGUCAGUGUGCUCGAUGGUGGUUUACCAAAGUGGAUCAAAGAAGACGGUGCAUUAGAAUCAUCUAUGCCAUCCAUCACACCAACUUUGUACCCAGAAGUCAAAGAAAACAAGGAUAUGCUGAUUGAAUGCCAGGAACUCAAGCUAAUUCUGACUGAUUUUACAAGUGCUAAUCCAUACACUCUGUUGGACACCAGAUCUCAGGACAGAUUUUCUGGAAGAGUGGAAGAGCCACGACCCAAAGUCAAGCCAGGAUAUAUUCCAUCAGCAAUCAAUAUUCCUUAUACCGAGCUGCUUGAGCAGGACGGGACAUUGAAGGAUGUCAACGAUCUUGCUCUUGAAUUUGAAUCUCGAUCUAUAGACUACCAUAACAGAUCUAUAGUGACCAUGAGUGGGAGCGGUGUCACGGCAGCAAUCGCUUAUCUGGCUCUUGAAAUUGUAGGACAUAGUAAGAAAAGACGCAUGUUUGAUGGAGGCUGGACAGAGUGGGCAAUGGGCUCGAAGAAUCCUCGCAAACUUUGGGUGUAG